Harmonia axyridis is the source of this 2272-nucleotide messenger RNA. RefSeq names its product ABC transporter G family member 20-like. Lineage: Eukaryota; Metazoa; Arthropoda; Insecta; Coleoptera; Coccinellidae. Bases 132 to 2258 code for a protein of 708 amino acids. The transcript has 14 exons. Gene Ontology annotation, molecular function: ATP binding; ABC-type transporter activity; ATP hydrolysis activity. The record is from RefSeq and is a predicted model, not a curated record. Gene Ontology annotation, cellular component: membrane.
ACUGGACGUAGUAGCAAGUAUAGUCGGAAGUUGAAGCUCGCUUGAAAUUAUACCUGAAGUGAAUACCAGAAUUGAUUCUAGCUUUUCUCAGAACUGAAUGAUAUGAGUGCAGUGUUGAAGAACUAACGAAAAUGGGAAAGAUGCAACAGAAUGCAGCUGUUCAUAUACAAGAUGCCUAUAAAUCAUAUGACCAGAAAGCAGUCCUUGAGAACUUCUGUAUGACUGUACCGAAAGGAUGUAUUUAUGGUCUUCUUGGAUCUAGCGGCUGUGGCAAAACAACUUUAUUGAGUUGCGUUGUUGGUAGGAAAAAAUUCAAUUCUGGAGAUCUUUGGGUCCUGGGAGGAAAACCAGGUACAGUAGGCAGUGGGGUACCCGGUCCCAGAGUAGGAUUUAUGCCUCAGGAUAUUGCUCUUGUGGGAGAAUUCACAGUACAAGAUGUUAUGUACUAUUUUGGAAGACUUGCUAAUAAGAGUGAUUCAGAAAUUUCCACGAGCUUUCAAGAACUGAAGCAGCUGCUUGAACUGCCGCCUGAUGAAAGAUGUGUAAAAGAAUGCAGUGGCGGUCAACAAAGAAGAGUAUCUUUCGCUGCUGCACUGAUCCACAAACCAGAAUUACUUAUAUUGGAUGAGCCAACUGUGGGUGUGGAUCCCAUCCUCAGAGAAAAGAUCUGGAAUUAUUUGUCGGAAUUAACCCAUACACAAAACACGGCUGUGAUAAUCACCACACAUUAUAUAGAAGAGACCAGGCAAGCCAAUCUUAUUGGUCUUUUGAGAGGCGGAAAACUUUUGGCCGAAGCAUCCCCUGAUGAACUUCUUCGCAAAUUCAACACAGGAAAUUUGGAAGAAGUUUUUCUGAUCUUAAGUCAAAAGCAGGAAGCUGGAAUUUUAGAUACUACAUUCAAGUCGACUGAAAAUGACUUCAACUCCAACUUAAGCCUCGAAACCGAAUCUGAAGGAAAUAAUAGAUCAAUGCAGAUCCUCACUCAACCAAAGAAAGAAAAGAAACCAAAGUCCUUGAGUACCAUGACGAUCAACCUCCACAGAACAAAAGCGUUGUUUGGUAAAAAUUGGAAACAGUUCUAUCGAAACACAAGUGGACUCCUAUUUCUUCUGUUAUUUCCACUGCUAGAGAUUUUUGCCUUUAUGAUAGGAAUUGGGAGAGAAAUAAAAAGUAUACCAAUAGCGAUAGUGAAUGAUGAAAAUAUGAACAACAUUUGUUCGGGCUUUACUAUUAAUGGUAGUGCUAUACCCUAUGGAUAUAUAAACUGUCAUUUCUAUAACUUGAGCUGUAGAUUUUUAACAUUUCUGGAUGAUCCUAUGUUAGAUAUGAUCUACGUCGAUAGCAUGUCGGAAGCAAUGAGUGGAAUAAAACAUGGAAAAUGGGUUGGAGCAAUACACCUUUCAAGAAAUUAUACCGCAGCUUCCGAGGAACGCUUCAACUCAGGUCCUGAUACGACAGAUGAUGCCUUAGAUUCAAGUCAGAUUAAAACUUAUCUUGAUAUGUCAAAUCGUCAAAUAGGCUAUACAAUAAAAUACAAAUUACUGGAUCUGUAUAUGGACUUUCAAAAGAGCAUCUUCAAUGAUUGUGAUUUCGAGAAGGGAUUUGCAGAAAACCCCAUCAAUUUUUUUGAUCCCGUUUAUGGAAUAGACGGAGAACAUUUCACUGAGUACCUACUUCCAGGAAUUGUCAAUACAAUAGCCUAUUUUUCUGGAACAUUACUCACCUCUCAAAUAAUAUUAACGGACCGACUGGAAGGUGUUUGGGAUAGAUCAGCUGUAGCCGGUGUUACGGCAAUGGAAAUUACUAUAACCCACUUCAUCCUACAAUUUUUAAUAUUGCUUGUACAAAAUUUGGAGAUAUUUGCAGUUGCCUUCCUCCUUUUCGAACUAACGAGUGUUGGAAGUUUAUUCACUUUGUACUCCCUGAUUAUUCUCGAGGGCAUCAAUGGAAUGGCACUUGGGUUUUGGAUAUCAAUUGUGAGUAGCAAUUAUACAAUGGCAAAUAUUCUCACAUGCGGAGCAUUUUAUCCCAUGAUUUUACUUUGUGGAGUGAUAUGGCCAUUGGAAGCACAACCUAAAAUAAUGCAAUACAUUUCGAGUUUACUUCCAUUUACUAUUCCGACACAGUCCUUCAGGAAUGUCUUUAUGAAAGGUUGGGGUCUGGACCAUCUAGAAGUACUGAAUGGUGUAGGUGUGGGAGUCCUUUGGUUAAUCUUUGUUGUAACACUUUGUAUUUUCAAACUGAAAGCUGUACAAUAAAUGCUGCCAAUUUU